UUUUUCCCGCAUGGGAGUGAAGGAGGAGACUGCAUAUAACUAACACGGCGUUGACUUCGCGGGCAAACCCGCGAUUUGUGCUAUUUAUAUGUAUAUAUAUCUAUGUACAUCAGAUAACUGCGCUGAUUUUGGUACUUCUCAGGAGCAUUAUGGCGGAACCAACAACUUCAGCUCCAUCUGGGGUAUCGCAAAAAGCGGCCCCGAAACCUCCGCCUCCUCCAAAGCCCCAGAAUCCGGCUCUCCGUAUGCUCGGCCUACCAAAUAUCCGACUGAAGUUGCCUUCGAGGAAUUGGCUCAUAUUCCUGUCUAUCACUGGGUCAUUUACCACGGCCCUGGUCUACGACCGCAGACAGAAACGAAGAGCGCAAGAAAAGUGGUCCAAUUUAGUAGCGCACAUUGCUAAGGAACCACUGCGGGCCAAUGAAGCUCGAAGAAAACUUACAAUAUUCCUAGCUGCCCCGCCGGGCGAUGGGCUGAGGAGCGCGCGAGAAUACUUUAAGGAGUAUAUAAAACCCAUUCUAGUUGCUGGGGCCUUGGACUAUGAGGUACUGGAGGGUCGACGGGAAGGGGAUAUCCGAGCAGCUGUUGCGAACAGAAUCAGGAAAACAAGGCGGCAAGCGGGCGAAGGGCAGCCAAUUGAGGAGGACGAGGCAGACAAUUUCCUUCAACAAAUUCGACAGAAUUUUGGUAUUGAGGACGAACCUGUAAUCAAGGGAGAUGUGGUGAUCGGUCGUCAUACAUGGAAGGAAUAUAUCCGCGGUAUUCACGAAGGGUGGUUAGGACCAAUGGAUGCACCCGCCCCUGAACCCGAAGCCUCUCCCAAUCCAGAGCCAUCGCCCAUAAAUGCUGCUUCUCCGCCAGCUAACAGAGAAGACGGCUCUCCCACGUGUUCAGAACAGCCACAGGAGAAUAAAGAAGCAGAACCUACACCGGAAAAGACACCAGAAGAAAAGAAAAAGGAAGAGAAGAAACCGUCCGGCCCUACGCCCGCAUAUAUCUUCCCUGCUGCCUACCCCUCUCAACAACUCGCGCCGUCAAUCCCGCAGGAAAUCGACGCAUCUCCCGUCGCAUUCCCCCAUAUUCUAGGUUUCCUCAAUACCCCUAUUCGCAUAUACCGCUUCCUCACCCAACGAUAUCUCGCCGACGCCAUAGGGCGGGACGUCGCUACUAUCGUCCUCGCUGCAUCAACCCGACCUUAUGCGGAGAAUAAUGACAGCGUAGACUAUGAAUUUGCAGCCUCCGCCACUGCGACUACUGACGACGCUUCUCCGUCCUCACCAUCAUUAUCAUCCUCCCAUCAAUUCCUCUCAAAACAUUACGAACAGCAAACUCUCCUCGAGAGCGAGGAGCAAGAAUGGCCUAAAUCUGUACGAAAGCAAAAGGAACAUCCAGAUAUUAAAGAACGAGAAUGGCUAGAUGAUGUCGUCAUGGAUUCACGCAUUGCAUCACGGAUGCGCAGAUUUGAUCUUCCCGCAGAGGAUGAAGAGAGAGCACAGCGGAUAGGUGAAGGGACAGAGUGGAUUCGCGGAGAGGAGAUGCCUGUUCAUAUCCCGACUUGGAAACGGAUCUGGAACACAUAUGGGUGGGGUGAGGAGGAUGAUGGACGGCCAAAAGUCAUUAUUGGGAAUUUGGAUGGGGAAGAUGGAGAGUAGUGAUAGGAGGACUUGAGUGGUUUCGAGAGAGGGUUCGAUGAACGUAUGCUAUACGUUUGUAUCUAGUUCUAUCUAUCUGCAUGUAUAGGCCCAUAUUUUAGAUAUCCCGUGUACAAUAGAGUGUGUAAUUAUUUACUUGUUAUGUGUUUCAUACAUGGAUAAUGUGAAAGGUGUAAAGCUUGCUUGAUUCAAAGGUUGCUAGCUAGUGAGAAGUUAUAUAGUGAAAGGAUUAAUAAGCCAGAACAUCAUAUGUGACCUGAC
Blastomyces gilchristii SLH14081 is the source of this 1913-nucleotide messenger RNA. RefSeq names its product mitochondrial import inner membrane translocase subunit tim54. The transcript has 2 exons. Gene Ontology annotation, biological process: sphingosine biosynthetic process. Gene Ontology annotation, cellular component: cytoplasm; intracellular membrane-bounded organelle; membrane. NCBI's taxonomy places the organism in Eukaryota, Fungi, Ascomycota, Eurotiomycetes, Onygenales, Ajellomycetaceae. The record is from RefSeq and is a predicted model, not a curated record. Bases 150 to 1652 code for a protein of 500 amino acids.